Molecule: messenger RNA, 735 nt
Organism: Alternaria atra
Lineage: Eukaryota; Fungi; Ascomycota; Dothideomycetes; Pleosporales; Pleosporaceae
Exons: 5
Coding region: 1-735 (244 amino acids)
Biological process (GO): NADH dehydrogenase complex assembly
Source: RefSeq, a predicted model, not a curated record
AUGGCUAAAGAAAAUGAACUGGUUUUGUUCGGUGGUGAAAAAGGCUGGAAAGCUUCGGAUUGGACGGAUAGUGAUGACCGAUCUUACCUUACCAUUACUGGAUCAUCAGCACGUUUCCAUGGCAAUCUCGACAUCACCGCCCUUGGCGGUGCCGGCUUUGCCAGUCAACGCACUACCGGAGAGGAUCAUACCUGGGACCUCUCUGCUUACGACGGCAUCUAUCUCGAUAUCGGAAAGCACGACGGCAAGAAGUACACGCUGACCCUCAAGGACGAGAUUCUUCCCCUUAUGCCAGAUGGACGAGAACAGUCGACUAUCAGUUACGAGUAUGACUUUGAAUCACAGAGCGAACUUGGUCUGUUUGUGCCGUGGCGUGCAAUGAAGCCCACGUAUCGUGGUAAAGAGAAGAAUGAUGCGAAGCCAUUGGAUCUGAAGAAUGUCAAGCGGUUUAGCAUCAUGAUGAGAAGUUUCUUCGGUACUCAGGAAGGCGAUUUCUCGCUCACUAUCAGUUCGGUCAAAGCUGUUGCACAACCAGACGAUAUCGAGAAAGGCAUCAUCGGCAGUGAAAAGGGCACGGGUGUGCAAGAGCCUUGGUCCUGGAAGAACUCAAAUAUCGUUGGUUUAGCAGUCAUUUUGGGUUCGACAUGGGCUAUCUCAUGGGGAUAUUGCUGGUGGAAAGGGUAUGAUAUGGGUAUUAUGAGGUUCGGAAGGUGGUGGUCUGUCGUGAAGGAUUGA